Molecule: messenger RNA, 3210 nt
Organism: Zootoca vivipara (common lizard)
Lineage: Eukaryota; Metazoa; Chordata; Lepidosauria; Squamata; Lacertidae
Gene: TMEM214
Product: transmembrane protein 214
Cellular component (GO): Golgi apparatus; endoplasmic reticulum
Source: RefSeq, a predicted model, not a curated record
AGGUGGUUGGGCGGGAUGGCGGCGGCGGCGGCGGCGCUGGGGCGCUGGGAGGUGGUGGGGAAGCCCGGCCGGAGGGGCGCCGCGGGAGGCGGCGGCGGCGGCAGAGGGGGCCCUUCGGGGCGGAAGGCGCUGGGGGCCGCGGCGGCCGCUCCCUCGACCGCGCCGGAGACCCUCCUGGUCCUGGAGAAGGCGGCAGCGGCGGCUGGGCGGCGGCGGCAGCAGCAGAGCAAGGAUGAGGUUCCGCCUCCUCCGCCGUCCAGGAAGGCCCCGGGCGGCGGCGGCAAGAGCGCUAAGAAGGCUCCGGCCGGCGGGGACCCGGCGCCCAAGCAGGGCCGCUUCCGCAGCCUGGAGGACGCGCUCAAGGCGCUGGAUUUGUCAGAACUCCAGAAGGAGCUGGACAAAAGCUUGAGCAUGUUCCCAGAGAAUCCGUCUGUGUGGGUCAAAGACCUGGCUGGGUAUCUGAACUACAAGCUGCAAGCCCCAAAGAGCGACCCCACCCUCAGCCAGCACCCUCACGACUAUCCCUACUGCCUUGUGAACAAAGAGCUGAGGAGCACCAUCAAGUCCUUGCUGUCGAAAUCGGCGGGUGUCCUGGAGCUUUUCUUUGACCACUGUAUUUACACAAUGUUGCAAGAGCUGGACAAGACUCCUGGGGACUCCCUGCAUGGCUACAGGAUUUGCAUUCAGGCCAUGCUGAUGGACAGGCCUAAAGUUGCCACCAUGGACUUGUGUAAGUAUCUUGAGCUGCUGAGCUCCCAUCAAACCCGUCCGGCCAAAUGUCUCACCAUCAUGUGGGCCUUGGGUCAAGCUGGACUUACUGAUCUUAAAGAAGGACUUAAAGUGUGGCUCGGCAUUAUGUUCCCUGUUCUGGGAAUCAAAUCUCUCUCCCCGUAUGCCAUUGCCUACCUGGAUCGGCUGCUGAUGAUGCAUCCCAACUUGACCAAAGGCUUUGGUAUGAUAGGACCCAAGGACUUCUUCCCUCUCAUGGACUUUGCCUUCAUGCCCAACAACUCUCUAUCCCCCAGCCUGCAGGAGCAGCUGCGCCAGUUGUAUCCCCGCCUGAAAGUCCUGGCCUUUGGGGCUAAGCCUGAGACCACCCUGCACACCUACUUCCCUUCCUUCCUCUCCAGAGCCCUGCCCAGCUGCCCCCUUGAUAUGCAGAAAGAGCUGCUCAACUGCCUGGCCGAGGGCCUCCGCCUGGAUCCCCUCAGCUUCAAUGUCUGGAGGCAGCUGUACAUCAAACACCUCCCACAGUCAAGCCUGCUCCUGAAUCACUUUCUGCAGACCUGGGACAGCACUUCCAAAAAGGUGCGGAAAUCUUUACAGGAAACAGUUCAUUCGUUCAAAGUCACAAACGAGGAACUGACCAUGAAAGGACCAAACAGCGAACAGGAUGUUGCUGCUUGCAGAGCUGCAUGCAAGAACCUGCUGCUGAAGAUGAAAGCCAGUGGCCUUCCUUGGGCUCGGCUGCUGCUGGUCGCCUUGGUAUUCACUGCGGGGUUCCUAAUGCAUGACAUCAGGACUCACGGCUCCUUUGAAGCUUCUGCCUCGGCUCAGGUGCUCCGCUCUUCCGGCAUCCUCUCCGCAUCCCAGCAAGCCUGGAGCAGAGUUUCCCACUUCUCUGCGGAAGGGUACAGCUGGCUGGAAGCAAACAUGCCUCUCUACUACUCUCGUGUGGCCACCGUGCUGGGACCCAACCUGGAGCUGGUGUGGGCAAAGACAAAGGAAGCAGCCGCCUACAUCUCUGGGAAGUGCUCUGCUCAGCUCACCUGGCUCAGUGACAACCUCCCCAGGUUCAUCGAAUGGCUCCAGACCCGGGUUCCAGAUUCCCUGCUGCACGGGGCGGAAUACCUCAAGGAGCUGCUGCUCUUCCUCAUGCGGAACUACUUCCUGCCUGCUGUGGACUAUCUUGCUGGGUCCCUGGAGGGGGCCUGGAAACUCUGGGUGGAUUCCUGCAAUGGCGAAGGGUCCUGGGAGUGCUUGCGGAAACACAUGACCAGCCUCAGCCAUGCCUCUUGGACGUACCUGCAAGACACCACCGUGGCCAUCAGAGACUGGGCCCUGGCCAUGGUCUCUGGGCACUAGUCGAGGCCCAGGGCUCAGGAGCUGGGCGUGAGCUUUGGGUCCCCGCUCUCCCGUUGCUGCUGGCAGCAGGAUGUGCCAACUCACUGUUCCGCCUGCAGACCACAAAGUGAGGGGCAGCCUCCACCUUUGACUUGCCGCUGAAGCCCAGGUCUGCCCAGCAGGCCAGGAGCCUCCCAGCUCCCCACCCACCGUGUGGUCAUUCUUUGUCUCCACUCCAGCCUUGCUGAAAAAGCCAGUCGUCUGCUGUCCGUUUGAUGGGCUGAACCAGGCGGGAGGCAGCGGUGCACACCCAGGAAGCGGCCCCUCUGCCCGUUGGGGGACGAGCCCUUUCUGUAUCCUACAUUCAGUGCUGUUACCCCCAAUAAAUAGGUUGCUGGGGCAGUGGCCCCCUUCCCUAUCCCUCUGUGCAUGGAGCACCUGCUGCUGCCGCUGCCCUCAGCCUUUUCUCUGCAGCUCCUUCAACUGCCCCUGGCAGCUCAAGCCAAUCUCAAGGGCUGGUGCCUGCCUGGGACCCUGCCUUGCCAGCCUCCCACCCAUCGCCCUGUGGCCUGAGCAGAGGCUCUGGGGGCAUUUCCCCGAGCUGUUAAGCUGCCUCCUUCUCUCAGGUGAUUGUGAGUCUUUGCCUUCCCCCAAAGAGCUGCCUUUGCCUUAUUGUGGACCCAGGAGGGGAGAGAGCUCAUAUUAUGCAGCAGGGAGCACUCAUGACUGCAGGGCCCAGAGAGGAGGGUAGAGAGGGCUGGUCAGCUAGGCUGGUAGGUCCUCUUGCAAGUUCCAUAAAGAACAACUGUGCCGCCUCCUGGCUCGAAGGAAAACUAGCCUAGUUGGGGGGGUCUGUCUUUCACCUUCUGUAAUGCCCACUCCUUGGUCUCUUCCCAGGGCCUAUGUGUGGCCUUGAAGUCUGUGUUGUGACCCUGUUCCCAGCAUGCCCUGAACACCUUGAGUUGCCCUCCUCUCUCCCAGCCAGGCAUAAGGAUGAGCCCUUAUUUGGGAGGGUACGGAUCUGGCUGCUUUGCCCCAAUUACAUUUCUCUCCUUGGUGCAGCCAGACUUCCAAAGGUGACGGGACCCUGCCAUGACAAUGGUGUGGGGCUUUUGUCAUGUGCAAUAAAGGAAAUAUCUUUGGUUA